Molecule: messenger RNA, 818 nt
Organism: Protopterus annectens (West African lungfish)
Lineage: Eukaryota; Metazoa; Chordata; Ceratodontiformes; Protopteridae
Gene: DYNLRB2
Product: dynein light chain roadblock-type 2
Exons: 4
Coding region: 243-533 (96 amino acids)
Biological process (GO): microtubule-based movement
Cellular component (GO): centrosome; cytoplasm; cytoplasmic dynein complex
Molecular function (GO): dynein intermediate chain binding
Source: RefSeq, a predicted model, not a curated record
CAAAAGAGCCCAAACGUUAGUGCAACACUAUAAAGUGAGAGAGAGGAGAGUAGUUCAGACUACAAGGGAAAAGGCCAAUAUUACAUAAAUUCACAAGUCAUGGUAAUUGAUAACUUGGCUUAGCUCCACAAAAGAAUCGCAUGCCCAAGUUUUCCGGUAAUCGGAGAGGCAUUUCCUGUUUCCCUUAGCAACAAGGCACACAGAGUUAUCCGUCAGUUGGAGGCACGCGAGUUGGAGGAAAUAUGGCAGAAGUAGAAGAGACUCUUAAAAGAAUUCAGAGUCAUAAAGGAGUCAGUGGACUUAUUGUUGUAAAUGCAGAAGGUAUUCCAAUAAGAACAACACUCGAUAACUCGACUACAGUGCAGUAUGCUGGACUAUUUCACCAGCUUACAAUGAAAGCCAGAAGUACAGUGAGAGAUAUUGAUCCACAAAAUGACCUUACCUUUCUCCGAGUUAGAUCAAAAAAACAUGAAAUUAUGGUGGCACCAGAUAAGGAUUACCUACUGAUUGUUAUUCAAAACCCAAGUGAAUAGUAAUUUAUGGUUGGACAGCUAUGAUGAUCAGAAGAUAAACUGUGAUGUAUUUAUGAAAAAGAAGAAGAAUCUGCAGCCUUCAAGUUCAUAUUGCUGUACUCAAACCAAACAAUGAAAAGAAUUUGUGUUUUUGGUUUCAGUUUAAUUAAAAUUUCUGAUUUCCUUGUACUUUGCCCUCUGCAGUUAGAGUAUGUCAUUUGAUGUGCUGUUAAGUAUAUUAUGUAAUUUUUGUUUGUUUACUAUAAUUUUAUAAGUAAACAAUAAAAACAACUUAGUUGGCAAGCC